AUGGAGGGUCAAGGUGAUAACGAUGAGCUCUACCCCAUCGCCGUUCUGAUUGAUGAGUUGAAGCAUGACGAUGUUCUUCUCCGUCUCAAUGCCAUCCACCGUCUUUCUACCAUUGCAUUGGCCUUAGGGCCUGAGAGGACCCGCGAUGAACUGGUCCCUUUCCUUGACGACUCCGUCGAGGAUGAAGAUGAAGUUUUGACUGCUCUUAGCGAGGAACUGGGCAACUUCAUAGAAUACGUCGGUGGUCCGGAGCAUGGUCAUGUACUUUUGUCGCCUUUGGAGAAUCUGGCGGCCAUCGAGGAACCCCUGGUUCGGGAGAAGGCUGUCGAGUCCCUCAACAAAAUCGGCGAGGAGCUAUCCGCCAAGCAAAUCGAAGAGUACUUCGUUCCGAUGGUCCUCCGCCUGUCGAAAGCCGACUGGUUCACCUCGAAGGUUUCCGCCACCGGUCUCUAUUGCGCCCCAUACAAGAAGGCUCCCCAGCCGCUCCAGCAAAGCCUUAGGCAGUACUUUGGGGGUCUCGUGCACGAUGAGACCCCCAUGGUGAGAAGACAGGCGGCAAACAACCUCGCCAAGUUUGUUGCGGAAAUGGAUGCGCCCGUGGUGAUCGAGGAGAUGAUACCCCUGUUCCAGUAUCUGGCGAACGACGACCAGGACAGCGUGCGGUUGCUUACCGUCGAUAUUCUUAUUGCGAUCGCCGAGCAGAUUCCCAAGGAACAGCAGCCCAGUCACGGUAUUCUGUUGACGUCCUUGCGCCACCUGUUCGAGGAUAAGAGCUGGCGGGUCCGAUACAUGGUCGCGGAUAGAUACGAAAAGAUUGCUAAAGCCGUUCACGAAGAAGUGGUGACUCGAGACAUGGUGCCGGCGUUUGUGAAGCUGUUGAAGGAUACGGAAGCGGAAGUCCGCACGGCGAUUGCUGGCCAGAUUCCCGGCUUCUGUAACUUGAUCGACCGGGAUACCCUGCUCAAUGAGAUCAUGACGAGCGUGGAGGAUCUGGUGUCCGAUCCGUCCCAGCACGUGCGUGCGGCACUGGGUACUCAGAUCAGUGGGCUUGCCCCGAUCCUUGGGAAGGAAGAGACUAUCGCCCAUCUUCUUCCAAUGUUCCUGCAGAUGCUGAAGGAUGAGUUCCCCGACGUGCGUCUGCACAUCAUCUCCAAGCUGGAGUUAGUGAACAAUGUCAUCGGCAUCGAUCUGCUGUCGCAGUCACUGCUGCCGGCCAUCGUGCAGCUGGCGGAGGACAAGCAGUGGCGCGUUCGCCUUGCCAUUAUCGAAUACAUUCCUCUCCUUGCCAGCCAACUCGGUGUCAAGUUCUUCGACGAGCAACUGAGUGACCUCUGCAUGGGUUGGCUGGGCGACACCGUCUUCUCGAUCCGGGAGGCUGCUACUCAGAACCUGCGGAAGCUCACGGAGGUGUUCGGAGUGGACUGGGCCAAGGAAUCGAUCAUCCCCAAGGUCAUGGCGAUGGGACAGCAUCCCAAUUACCUCUACAGGAUGACCACCUGCUUUGCCAUCUCCACCCUUGCCCCCGUUGUCACCCUGGAAAUUAUUGAGAACUCGAUCCUUCCGAUCUUAGAACGACUUGCGGCCGAUGAGAUCCCUAACAUCCGAUUCAACGUCGCCAAGUCCUACGCCAUUAUCGUUGACACGGUGCGUCGUCUGCCGGCAGAGGGAACCAUCUCGGAGCAGGAUAGACUUGCCAAGUCUCCGACACCGUCGCCUCGAGGCCAGGAGCUCAUCCAGCAAAGAGUUGUUCCCAGCCUGGAGAAACUGCAAGAGGACGAAGAUGUUGAUGUGCGAUACUUUGCUACGACUGCCGCAGGCGGCCACGAGGAAGUCAUGGAGACUUCGCCGUAG
Messenger RNA from Aspergillus campestris IBT 28561, 1851 nucleotides. Its product is annotated as protein phosphatase 2A structural subunit TPD3. Lineage: Eukaryota; Fungi; Ascomycota; Eurotiomycetes; Eurotiales; Aspergillaceae. Gene Ontology annotation, biological process: protein dephosphorylation. Gene Ontology annotation, molecular function: protein phosphatase regulator activity. The transcript is spliced from 9 exons. The record is from RefSeq and is a predicted model, not a curated record. Gene Ontology annotation, cellular component: cytoplasm; protein phosphatase type 2A complex. Bases 1 to 1851 code for a protein of 616 amino acids.